GUUUCAUCGUCCAUUAUCCAGAUUUCAGAUAAAAAGAGUAAAAAGGUUGUGGAGUUGAAUAACUGUAUCCACAGUUUGUCUUUGUGUCCAUUCGAGCCACUAUAGUUUUGUUGUGCCUUUGUUUGUUGAAAUCAGCAGCGAACUGGAUGAAAAGGUACAAUACGCACCACCAACACCAAGAAAUGGCCAAUUUUCUGCCGGAGCAGCUACAGGCAAGCUUUCUGCCUGCUCAGAGACAGAGUAAUUUCCUGCCAACGAGACAACCGAAUCAUAUCCUUACAAAACAAAGUUUUUCACCACAACAACUAAAUGAUUUUCUGCUGGGACAAAAGCAGGAUUAUUUCUCGCAGAUACAAGAACAAGGUAAUCUCCUACCUGGACUGAGACAGAGCUAUCACAAGAUGUUGACCAACCAAAUCAUCUCCCAAAUAAAAUCUGACGGCGUAUUUGACCAGCUCCGAAGCGAAUGUCUUUCAGACGGUGAUAUCACGCCUGCAUAUCGAAAUUUGAACCAGAGAGUUGAAGCCAAUGUGAAGGCAUUCUUGAGCACACAAACAUUUGCAGGGAACUUGAAUAAGUUACAACUAAGGGAGCAACUACGGAAAAAUAUUACUGAAUCUGGCAUCUUGGAUGCCAAUGUAGGACGUAUAGUAGAUCAAGUAGUGGAUCCGAAGAUUAACACCGUCUUCCGCCCUAAAGUACAAGAGGAAGUCUAUAAGUUCCUGGAAAAAGACAUAGCAGCCACUUUAACAAAUAAUUCAAAAUACCAUGAUGAAUCUAGAGAUGCCAAUAUGCUGAGUGCAGCAAAGAUCAAUGGCAAGAAGGAAAGUGAAGAAACUAGAAACUAUUUACCGAACAUUUUUGAUAGAAAUAAGAAGAAAAUUGGAGAAACAAGAUCAGGAUCUAAAGUAUGUCAUGAUAAAUAUAAAUUGGCUAAUGCUAAUAAUUAUCAGAAGAUCAAGGUUGACCAGCGCGAGAGAAGGGCCCAUAAUAAUUCUGACAAUUCAAACAAUAAACUCAAGACAGUUUUAAAAGCUAAUGAUCAAAAUAAAGACAGAGAGAUGAAGCAAUAUGGAAAAACUGAAUCUAUCAAAAAGAAUGACAGAGAACGAGAGAAGAAUGAGGAUAAAACUAGACAUGAAUCAAGAGAAAAAUUAAACAAGGAAAGAUCCCACACAACAAAUAAAUCUUCAGUCAAAUGUAAGGAAUCCUCAAUCAAAAACGAAGACAGAUCAGGCAGAAUUAAAGUUAAGAAAAAUAAGGGAGAAUCAGACAAAAAUAAUUCAAAGGAAAAUGAAAAAGACCAUACAACUGAACUAACAGGCAAAAAAGAGUAUGAUAGAGAAAAAAGCAACUCAACUAAGCAUAGAGACGGAUCGGUGAGCCUUCCUAAAGAAGACAAAGUUGUUUCAAAGAAAAAAAAAUCUUCAAACAAAAAUAAACAGUGUUCCACCAAAGAUAAAGAUUCCUCGAAUAAAUUAACAUCAAGCUCAAAAAUUUCAAAGGUUGAAAAUGAAAAAACUGAUGGACACUCCAAGUCUGAUAAACUCAAACUGAAAAAAACAGUAAAUUAUCAUAAUAAUGUCCAGGUCGAAAAUAAAGAUAUCCGUUCAGUAGAAAAAUACUCAAAUCAUGGUUGUAGUGAAAUAAGUUCUAGCGCUGAUUCAGGUAAAGUGGAGCAAAGAACCACAAACGGAAAAUCAGAGCCCAGAAGUUCAAGUGCUACAAAAACAAAGGUGAUAAAAACCACAGAAGAAAAAACAAAAUCAAGAAGUCCGUAUGGUAUUGAGACGCGGCAAAGCAAAAAGAAGAAGGCUGCAGAAAUGGCAAAUAAUAGCAAAAAGGAUUAAGUAUCAGUUAGGUCCAGCCAAUUAAAUAGGCUGUACUUUGGAUCGUUUCAAAUUAAAUUCAAUUCUUAGUUGAAGAAGUUCUAGAAUAUAUAUUUUAUUAUUAUGUUGAUUAGUUAUUUAUAGUUCAAUUUUGUAAUAUAUAAUUUGUUCACUGGUAUUACAUAGGUACCGG
Messenger RNA from Ceutorhynchus assimilis (cabbage seed weevil), 2022 nucleotides. Lineage: Eukaryota; Metazoa; Arthropoda; Insecta; Coleoptera; Curculionidae. The record is from the annotation of a GenBank genome assembly.